UGAACAAGAAGCUUUCACUGAGCCGUUAUGUGAACUUAUUAAAUUGUUUGGGUUACCAUUUCAAAAAAAGAAGUCAUCUGAUGAAGGAAACUAUUCCGUUGAAGUUUCACAAUCCAUUGCACAACUGGGUUACUUGAUGAGAGUACCAAGCUCUCAAGUUAAAAUACAAAUCUGUAAGAGUAUUGUUAAUUUUUAUAAUAUGGAGCUACCAGGAAAACUACUUUCAGGUUACCAGCCAACAAGUGCAAACUAUAAAAUCCUGAUGGCUGAAGCAGGAGGAUUAGCAGAAGCUCUUGUUUUGGCACUAGCAUUAGUUGAAAAUCAACUUACUGAGAAGUUGUGGGUCCUUAAAGCUCUCCAGCAUCUUUCCACCUCUGAAAAAAAUUGUGGACGAAUGGUGAAGGCCCAAGCAGCCAGCAGGCUUUGUUUGGAUCUCAAUUGUGCUGAUCCCUCAGGACAGCUGGUGUUCCGUUCCUCAGAUAUCCUAUGGAACCUGCUAGAAAAUGCCUCAAAAGAAGAGAUUGUUAAUCAGCUCAGGAGCUUGGAAUGUGUACAAGCUUUGAAAGAAGUAUUUUUAGGUCUUCUCACGCGUGGCUUCCGGCACUGUGAUCAUCAGCUACGGAAUGACCUCCUGGUGAUUGCCACAUUACUAGCUGAAAACCCUGCAGUACCUAUGAUUGAAAGUGGAUUUGCAAAGCUCUUGAUAGUGCUGGCAACAUUUCCUGAAGUUAAACUUCCCAAUCCCUUGGUAAAAGGUUUGAAACUUACCUACUCAUAUGAGGAUUUUGAGAUGAAGAAGUUACUGUUUAAUGCAAUAGGAAUCUUAUCUAAAGACCCAUCUGCUGCACAGCUCCUCCGUGAAAAUCAUGUGAUGCCAGCUUUGCUUUAUUAUGUAAAACAAAAUCAAAACCCUGGAUUUCCUGACUGGUCUGCUGCCCAAUAUGAACAAUUACAGCUUCAUGCAAUUGCUGUUUUAGCUUCAGUGGCUCCUGCAUUAGUUGAUAAAUAUUUGUCCUGCCAAGCGAGUACUCUUCUCCUUGUGUUUCUAGAAUGGUGUAUGGGCCAAGAUCCUUCCUUUGGUCAAGGUAACAGUUUCCAUGGAACAGGUGGUCGUGGCAACAAACAUGCACAAAUGCGCUAUAGCCUCCGAGUUCUGAGAUCUGUUGUGGCACUUUAUGAUGAUGCUGUGAGCAUUAAUUUGUGUGACCAGGGAGCAAUUAGCCAGCUACUGGAUAUCUUAAAGUAUGCAGCAGACAAAUGUAAAGAAAAAGAAAGUGCCAUUCUACUGGAAAUCCAAGCUGACAUAUUAUUUAUUUUGUCUGUUCUCUGUGAAAAUGAUGUCCACAGAAAGUUAAAGGAAAAGAACCUCUGCAAUAUAAUUCUUGGAAUCUUGGUUGAAUUUUCUGACAACCCUGAAACCACUUCCCACAUGAAUAUCUGGAGAGGGAAGAGAGAUCAAACAGCAGCUAACCUUCUAAUACAGUUAUGGAGACAGGAGGAGCUGGAUUUGGGAGUCAGACGUGAUAAAGAUGGAAAGAUUGUUGACAUUAGGAGACCUAUUGCUACCAGCUUCCAGAAACAGCAAAAGGUCAUUCCAGUGCCUGCCAGCUGUCCCAGUUUUGCCAUUAUGGAAAUUUCAGAGAGCAUACGGGCAAAAAUUUAUUCAUUAUUUUGCAAGCUAGGUUUUGAAAAUUUACCUGGCUUAUCUGCCAAGGAUUUUGUUACACUUGCUAUUAUACAACGUUAUAUUGACUUUAAAAUUGGAGAGGUUUGGAGUGAAAUAUGUGCAGAAAUAAAAGAAGAAUUCAAGCCUGUUACAUCAGAUGAGAGAAACCUGGAACUUAUUUUGAAGGUGUCAGAAAAUACUGGAAAAGCAGUUAUUGCUCUGCAAAAUGAAGUGCUUGAAAGACAUCUCCACCACGAAAUCCAGGAAGAGGAAAAAAUGUACAAAGAAAUCCAAGCUAGCCAUACACAGAGAGAACUGAUAAAUAAAUCUUGGGAAAAUUUCUUGACUUGGACAUCAAACUAUCAGGCAUUGAAGAAAGCAAGAAAGCUUCAGGAAGUGUUAUUAGAGGCUUCCAGCCCUAAAGAACAGAUUGAAAAUGAACUAGAACAUUCUACUGAUAGUCCAAAACUCCAUACAACAUACAGCAACUUCAUAGACAGUUUGCGGGUCUAUGUGAGAGGAGGAACCGGUGGAAUGGGUUAUCCUAAUCUGGGAGGGGAAGGAGGAAGAGGUGGUGAUGUCUGGUUCGUCGCCCGAGAAAGGACGACCUUAAAGAGCAUUAGGGAGAAAUAUCCCCACAAGCGAUUCGUAGCUGGAACAGGAGCCAACAGCAGUGUUAAAGCUCUGAAAGGUGAAAAAGGAAAAGAUUGUGAAGUUCAUGUGCCUUUGGGAAUUUCAGUUCUUGAUGAUGAUGGCAAGCAGAUUGGAGAGCUUAAUGCAGCAGGAGAGAGAUUCUUAGCAGCUCGUGGGGGUCUUGGAGGCUCUUUGGCUACAAACUUUCUGCCUUGCAAAGGUCAGAGGAGAACUGUUCACCUUGAUUUGAAACUUCUAGCAGAUGUUGGUUUAGUUGGGUUUCCAAAUGCAGGAAAGUCAUCCUUGUUAAGCAAGAUUUCUCAUGCCAAACCUGAGACUGCCAAUUAUGCAUUCACAACAAUACAGCCUGAACUAGGAAAGAUCAUGUAUACAGAUUAUAAACAGAUUUCAGUAGCUGAUCUCCCAGGACUGAUUGAAGGUGCACAUGCAAACAGAGGAAUGGGCCACAAAUUUCUCAAACAUGUAGAAAGAACCAAGCAGCUUCUCUUAGUUGUUGAUAUUUCUGGGUUUCAGCUGUCUGUCAAGACUCAGUUCAGAACAGCUUUUGAAACAGUAUUGCUUCUAACAAAGGAACUGGAGCUGUACAAAGAGGAACUUGUAACAAAGCCUGCCAUUCUUGCCAUUAAUAAAAUGGAUUUGCCUUGUGCAAAGAACAACCUGGAUCAGCUUAUGACACAACUGGAGAAUCCUCAGGACUUCUUACACUUACUAGAGGAAGAAAUGAUUCCGACAAAUACUCUUGAAUUCCGAGAGGUGAUUCCUGUAUCUACAUAUACUGGAGAAGGAAUUGAGGAACUCAAAACAUGUCUAAGAAAAUCCAUAGAUGAGCAAGCAGAGCAGCUGAAUGAAGAAUAUCGGAAAAAGAAACUCCUGCUUUUACAAACUUCCAGAGAAGAACAAAUUAGUAGAAGCUGGCAUUCCUGAAUGGAUCCAGCACAUUUUAAUAUUUUAACUAUGCACAUGAAGCCUUUGUUGUGCAGACCUUCCAUUUAAUUGUUCCCUCUUCCAUCAUUGCCUGCUUCCCUCCAUUUGUUUAGGCACUUGGGUAGGGUACAGUGGGAAAAGGGACAAGUUUUUUUAUUUAUGUUGGCUACGAAGCUCAACAAUGUAAAGACCAAAGAUGAUCCCUGGAAUAUUUUUUGCCAGGUGAGAGGAAUUGGGGGACUAUAACUUCCACAAAGGAGCAAGUUCAACAACUCUCCAUGUCCUGUGGGCAUCAGGAGAACCGAGGGAAGUUUCUGAUGGAGGAAUUUUCCAGGGUCUGGGGCUUCAAAGGUGAACCAGUUCUGCAACUGUAACACACAUUGGAUUGUAGGGGUUUUGCUGGUUUUACGGAUUUAAAGGAAAACACAUAUAAAUGGCUGCAAGGAAGUGACUUGUAGGAGCACAAAAAGCAAGACUGAUUCGUAGUGUUGGGGGAUUUUUUGACACUUGCUGGUGCCUAUUGUAGUCAUCUUAGUUGUAGAAAUCCUGAUUCUGAAUUCCCAUGCUUAAUUUGUGAUUCCCUCCUUUUAUGGAGUUUGGUUUAUGUUACUUUUUGGUGAAAAAAAUGGCUUCUUCUCAACAAAGCUAUACAUUUUUCAAAAUAUUUAGUGUUCUAGAUAUUGUAUUACAAGAAGGCACACUUACAUUUUUACUUUGGAAAAAAAAAUAGAAGUCAUUUAUUGUCAGGGUGUUUUCUACUUUAAAGCUAUUAAAUUGAUUGUAAAGCAGAAUAAGAUUGAAUACAUCAAAGGCUUCUAGUUUGGUCUAGUUUUGUUUUGUAAUGUAUGUAUCAUACCCUGCUUCUUUAAAUUUUGUUAAAGCAGUCA
This is a messenger RNA of Hirundo rustica (Barn swallow), 4131 nucleotides long. RefSeq names its product GTP-binding protein 10-like. The transcript has 26 exons. Bases 137 to 3244 code for a protein of 1035 amino acids. Gene Ontology annotation, molecular function: magnesium ion binding; GTP binding; GTPase activity. Gene Ontology annotation, biological process: positive regulation of flagellated sperm motility; olfactory behavior; response to odorant. The record is from RefSeq and is a predicted model, not a curated record. NCBI's taxonomy places the organism in Eukaryota, Metazoa, Chordata, Aves, Passeriformes, Hirundinidae. Gene Ontology annotation, cellular component: mitochondrion; sperm midpiece; non-motile cilium.